Molecule: messenger RNA, 17589 nt
Organism: Manis javanica (Malayan pangolin)
Lineage: Eukaryota; Metazoa; Chordata; Mammalia; Pholidota; Manidae
Source: RefSeq, a predicted model, not a curated record
AUGCGUGCAGGCAGGCUUUUGCCCUGUCUCACCAACCAAAAGUGGUUUCUCUGGGAUGGCUACUGUGGAGAUUGCUUUGCAAACAGUGGCACAGCUGGUCGCCUUCCAGAGCCCAGGGAAAGGAAGCUUUGUACAAAAGACCGGGGGAACAGGGCUCGAGUUUCUGUGGAGGAGCUCACUGACGUAGCUGAGGAUCGUCAGGGGUGUUCCCUUAGCCUUGGGCAGAAAGCUCCCAGGACCUCUCUGCCGGGAGGGACUGUGGGACGUACCCGAAAGCGUGUGAAAGAACAGGGCAUUCCGGGGAAGGUAAGAGCCUCUGAUGCAGACUCAGGACUCUAUGGCUUUAUUGAAUAUUCUCUUUAUGAUGGAUUCCAAAGCUAUGAAGCACCUCAGGCAUUCCAGAUCCACCCACACGAUGGGCAGAUCUGUGUUUCUCAAGAUAUUGACAGAGAGAGGGAUCCAGCCACCUACGAUCUCUUGGUGAAAGCUAAGGAUGGGGGUGGGCUAAGUGCCCAAGCUUUUGUUCGUGUGGAACUGGAGGAUGUGAACGAUAAUGAACCUGUGUUUAACCCAUCAACCUACGUGAUGAGCAUUAGUGGCCAGACCCAACCGGGCACCGAGAUCGUCAAUGUUCUGGCCACUGACAGGGAUUCAGGGACAUAUGGAGCAGUGGCUUAUGAGCUGGUUCUCGGAGACCUGUCAUCCCUUUUUACCAUCGACUCCACCACAGGAAUUAUUUACUUAACAUCAACUCUUAGUCAUUUGGAAUCUACUACCCUUUCAUUGACGGUCUGUGCUCGAGAUGGUGGCGGGCUCACAUCUGUCAUUAAUGCUGACAUCACUAUACACAUUCUUCAGACAUCUCUGGCACCUGCUGAAUUUGAAAGGCCGAAGUACACCUUCUCAGUCUAUGAAGAUGUGCCUGAAGACAGUCCUGUGGGAACAGUGAAAGCAAAAGAGUCCUUGAAUUCUUCAGAGCCAAUUUUUUAUAGAAUCUCCUCUGGUGAUCCGGAUGGAAAGUUCUCUAUUCACCAGUGGCUAGGCACCAUUCGAACCCGGAAGCCUCUGGAUCACGACACGCAGCCUGUGGUUGUGCUCACGGUGCAGGCGCAGCUCGGCAGCUCCCAGGCCUGCAGCAGCACAGAAGUCAACAUAACGGUAAUCGAUGUCAAUGACAACCAGCCCGUGUUCCCCAAGGCCGCUGAUGAGAUUAAAAUACUCUUGGCCACACCGCCGGGCACAGCCCUGUACUGUGCCCGCGCAGAAGACAGAGACAGUGGGCGGAAUGGCUUCAUCCGAUACGCCAUUGCAAGCCAGAAUCCAAGCUGCUUUUCCAUGGACUCAGGGCUUGGUGUGGUGUACCUCAACGAGAGUCUGGGAGGGGACGCGCCCCCGAAGUGCACGCUGACGCUCAUGGCCCAGGACCUGGGCGUUCCUCCUAGGGCUUCCCUGCUGGUGCUGACUGUAGUCAUCGAAAGACAAGAGCAGAGCCCAUCCUUGUUCUUUGAAAAUUUGGUCUAUCAAGUGGAAGUGAGUGAGUCUCUCUCACUGAUGACCCAGGUACUGCAAAUACAGGCCUACGGGCUUGGUGCACAGCACGCAGCCUCGCAGCCUCAGUACUCGCUGGAACCCAGCACAGACUCAGCCAUGUUCGGCCUCCACCCUUACACAGGCUGGAUUUAUUUGUGGCGACAGCUCGACUAUGAAUCCGCACGAACAUAUAAUUUUAGAGUGUUUGCCUGGAUCCCGGAGGACAGAGUGUCACAAAAUGUGAGCACUUCAGUAAUUGUUCAUGUCUUGGAUGAGAAUGACAAUUCCCCUACCUUCCUGCAUGAGGUGUUGUUUUUGAAGGUCGAGGAAAGCCCCUUUCCCCAAGGGGUAAUAGGCAAAAUUACAGCAAUUGACAGAGACUCGGGAAAGAAUGGACAGCUGUCAUAUUUCCUUUUGUCUGAUGGAAAAUUCUUCAAGAUGAAUCCUAAUACAGGUGAAUUUAUCAGCUGGGUGGCCCUGGAUCACGAGCACCAGGCGCAUCACCAGGUGACGGUCCUAGUGACAGACCGCGGCUCUCCCCCGCGAAACGCCACCAUGGUGGUUUAUGUCUCAGUUACUGACAUCAAUGACAACAGGCCGUAUUUCCCACAGUGUCCCAGUGGAAAGGAAUUACACAUCAAGGUUCUGGAAGGUCAACCAGUAAAUAUGUUGGUUACAACUGUAUUUGCAAAGGAUCUUGAUGAAGGAAAUAAUGCAGAAGUUACAUAUUCAGCAUCUUCAGAGGAUAGCUCUGACCACUUCAAGAUUGAUGCCAACAGUGGUGAAAUAAGAACGACCACAAUACUUUUGCAUGAUUAUAGACCUUCCUACACGGUGACUGUAAUUGCCAGUGACCAGGGAGUAUCUUCUCUACAAGGACGAGCAGUUAUUAAUAUUCAGGUGAUCCCACUACCCAGAGGGAGACCUGUCAUUUCUCAGAACAUUAGACAUUUAGUUAUACCAGAAAACUUGAAGCCUGCAAAAGUAAUGAGCUUGAUAAAGUCACCUGAUCACCUUCCACAUCAUCCUAAUGGAAAGUUACAUUUUAGUAUUGCUGCAGAUGACAGGGACGGUCAUUUUGCAAUCGACAGCUUGACAGGGGAUGUAUUCCUUUCUAAGGAACUUGAUUAUGAAAUGACAUCUCACUAUCUCAUCAGGGUGGUGAUUAAAGACCCUAGCAAAACCCCUCCCCUGAAUAGCACAGUCUUCCUUAGCAUCGAUGUGGAGGAUCAGAACGACCAUUCCCCGUCCUUCCAAGAGCAGUUCGUUGUGGUAAGUGUGGAAGAAAAUGUCCCUAUAGGGACUCUGGUGCAUGUCUUCAAUGCCAAAGAUGGAGAUGGAAGUUUUUUGAACAGUAGAAUACAAUACUUCGUUGAAUCCCACCACCCUGGAACCAAUCCGUUUAUCAUCCACCCCUCCUCUGGCGCCUUAGUCACGGCGUCCCCCCUUGAUAGAGAAAGAGUUCCCGCCGUCGUCCUGACCGUAACUGCGUCCGACCAGGCUGCGAACGUGACGGACCGGCGACUGAGGUCGCUGACUGCGCAGGUAGUGAUUUUGGACGUGAACGACCACAGCCCCACUUUCAUGUCUUUUCCCAUCGCCCAUGUCAGAGAGGAUGCCAUGGCGGGCUCCUUGGUGCACCACAUAUCUGCUCAAGAUCCCGAUGAAGGAAGGAACGGAAGAGUAACAUACAGCAUCCUAUCGGGAGAUGAAAACAGGGCCUUUAUGCUGGACGAGGCAUCAGGCUUACUAACGACGACUUGUCCCUUGGAUUAUGAAGUAAAAGCUCAGCACAUUCUGACCCUUCUGGCCCGGGAUGAUGGCAUACCAGCACUUUCUUCUUCCCAGACUUUGACAAUUACUGUUCUCGAUGUAAAUGACGAGUCACCAGUAUUUAAGCAGGACCUGUAUGAAGCUUUAGUUAAAGAAAACCAAAAUCCAGGAGAGUUUGUCACAAGGAUUGAAGCUGUGGACAGAGAUUCAGGGAUCAAUUCCAAGUUUCAGUUUGAAAUCAUGCCAGGUGCUGCAUUUGGGUUGUUCAAGGUAAACUCUGACACUGGAGAGGUGGUGACAGCCGUUACACUUGACAGAGAAGUUCAGGAAGUCUUCACCCUUCGAGUAUUAGCACGAGAUGGGGGAAUCCCUUCACUGUCAGGCACCACAACGAUUCUUUGUACUGUAGAAGAUGAAAAUGAUCACACCCCAGAGAUUAUUGUCCCCAGUCACCACGUUGAAGUUCUGGAAAACCAAGAGCCACAGGUUGUCUACACUGUUUUCGCCUCUGAUAUGGAUGCUGGCAAUAAUGGAGCUGUCAGGUAUCAUAUAAUUGAUGGAAAUACUGAUGAGUACUUUGCAAUUAAUGAAACAUCAGGAGAACUGUCACCCAUUCAUCCUUUGGACCGAGAGCAAGUCAACAAUUUUACCCUUGUCAUCCUGUGCUCAGAUCUGGGGGACCCACCCAGGAGCUCAAUAGCACAGCUGCAAGUUAAGGUUUUGGAUGACAAUGACCACAGCCCCUCCUUUCCCACACUUUAUUACCAAUCCUCUGUGAGAGAAGAUGCUCAGGUGGGAACAGUGGUUCUUGUGCUGUCCGCGGUGGACAAGGAUGAAGGCCUGAAUGGACAAACUGAGUAUUUCCUGACAGGGGAGUCUUCUGACACGUUCACCAUUGACCCUGCGGCAGGCAUAUUGAGAACCAGCCGUGCCCUCGACCGAGAAGCCAGAUCGCUGCACACGUUGAGGGCUGUAGCCAGAGACUGUAGCAUCCGGGGUUCAAGAAGCACCACAGUAAUUAUAAAAGUCCACGUCACUGAUGUUAAUGACAAUGACCCAGUUUGGGAACAGAACCCCUCUGAAAUUUUUCUUUCCCCCCAGUCACCUACAAACCAGACAGUGACCAUUCUGAGAGCCAGUGACCCAGACUUGGGGCCCAAUGGAACUGUCAUUUUUAGUUUUGCAGAGACCCAGUCAAUUUUUUCCAUUGAUAAAUAUACAGGAGAAAUUCAGCUUCAGCACAACCCAUCAUCAGAAUAUUUUCCAUUCUGGCUGCAGUUAAAAGUUAUGGACCAAGGGCUUCCGGCUAGGACAGCCACUGGUCUCUUAGUCAUUCACAUGAAAGGAGAAGAUAUAAAGAUUUCCUUCAGCCACCAUCUGUAUGAAGGGUCUGUGAUGGAAAACUGUGAUUCAGGUACUUCUAUUGUGACUGUAAAAGCUUUUGCUCCUGAUUCAAUUCAAGACAGCAUUAAGUAUUCAAUUUUUAAUGGAAAUGAAGAUGGAGUUUUUUCCCUGUCCUCCAACUCAGGAGAACUCACAGUGAAAGAACCCCAGUUUCUUGAUUCUGAAGUCAGAAAUGAAGUACAACUCAUUGUUUUGGCUGAAAGUAUGGGGUAUAGAGCCUACAGCAAAGUAGCUGUCUUGAUAGAAGAUGUGAAUGAUAAUUUACCACGCUUUGAGCAAAGUGUUUACCAUGUGUCAGUGUCUGAAGGCCACUUCCACAAUGCUCACAUCAUACAGGUCUCUGCCGCAGACCCGGACCGUGGGUCGAGCGGCCUCGUCGAGUACUCCAUUCUCUCCGGCAACCAAGGACAGGUGUUCCAGAUGGACAGCCUGAGCGGUGCGGUAACAGCGAACGCGAUUAUGGAUCACGAGCUCGCCGGCGCCUACAGCUUGAUUGUUCAAGCCACAGAUAAAGGGGUGCCCAGGCUUUCUGGAACAAGUGUGAUCAAGAUACAAGUGAUUGAUAUAAAUGACAAUGCCCCAGCUUUUCUCCCCUCUGAAGCAGUGGAAAUUGCAGAAAAUUCUUUGCCUGGUGUCAUUGUGACUCAGAUAUCAGUUCAUGAUGUGGAUGUGAACCCAUCUUUCAUCUUCAAUUUCGUCAAAGAGAGUAAUCCUGGCUCCAAGUUUGCUAUUGAUCCAAACACUGGAGUAGUGGUGCUUGUGAAGCCUUUGGAUUUUGAAGAAGCUGCUGAAUAUGAGCUGCUCAUCCAAAUUUCUGAUACAGUCCACCACACAGAGGGAACACUCAUCAUCCGCGUGCUGGAUGUCAAUGAUAACCCACCAGUAUUUUCUCAAGAUUCUUACCAGGCCGCUGUUCCUGAAUUGGUACCUAUCGGGAGCUCUGUGCUGACUGUGGCAGCCACAGACCAAGAAAGCAAUGAUAACAUUUCUUACAGAAUCCUUUCGUCUUCUAAGGAAUUUUCAAUUGAUCCUAUGAAUGGCACAAUAUUUACUAUCAACCCAAUAUUACUUCUGGAUGAAAAAUCGACAGUUCGAUUUCUUGUUGAAGCCAGCGAUGGUGGAAUUCCUGACCUGAAGGCUCUUACCUUAGUAGAAGUAGAAAUACAAGAUAUGAACAAUUAUGCCCCUGAAUUUGCAGUAGAAUCCUAUAAUCUUAGCUUGAGUGAAGAUGCACAAGUUGGAGGCACGCUUGUCACAUUUUCAACCACUGACCGUGACUGGACCCGUGAAAACACACAUGCUGAAUAUUCCAUCAUCAGUGGUAAUGCACAGAACAAUUUCCAUGUGGAAACUAGUUUCAUUCCUUCACAGUAUCCUUAUAAGCAGAUUGGUUAUCUGGUGUUGCUUCACAGUCUGGACAGAGAAGCAGCUGCCAGUCACAAGCUUGUAAUUCUGGCCUCUGACCAUGGCUGCCCUCCACUGAGUACCACAGCCAUGGUAUCAAUAGAAGUACUUGAUGUCAAUGAUAAUCCGCCUGAAUUCGACCAUCUGAAAUAUCACACCCAUGUGAAGGAAAGUACCCCCAUCGGGAGUCACAUUGCUGUGGUCUCAGCAACCGACCGUGAUGUGGGUUCACAUGCAGAAAUCAUCUACCACAUAAUCUCUGGAAACGAGAAGGGACAUUUUCACUUAGAAGAAAACACUGGUGUGAUUUAUUUGGUUAAACCUCUGGAUUAUGAAGAAACUAUACAAUUCACUUUAACUAUCCAAGCUUCAGAUGAAGAAAGGAAACAUUUUUCUUUGGCACUUGUCCUUGUCAAUGUCCUAGAUGAUAAUGACCACGCACCUCAGUUUAUCUUCUCAAGCUUGAAUUGUGUUGUUCCUGAAAAUUUGCCAAUUUUCUCCACCGUAUGUUCUGUAAAUGCUUUGGAUUUUGAUGCGGGUCCUUACAGAGAAUUGACUUAUUCUAUUUUAUCACCCUGUUCUGUCACUCCUGGGGUGCUUCAAGAUCAUGAUCUCUUCCUCAUUGACCCUUUAACAGGAGACAUUCAUGCUAAGCAAGUCAUUGACUAUGAAAAUGGCAGUAAAUACUGCCUCACCGUUCAGGCAAAAGACAAAGGUGACUCAACUGCCUCCUUAAUGGUUUGGGUGGAUAUUGAGGGGAUAGAUGAGUUUGAACCCAUUUUCACUCAAGAUCAAUAUUUUUUCAGCCUCCCAGAAAAGAUUAACCUAAGACAGUUGAUUGGCAGAGUGGAAGCAUCAGACGCAGACUCUGGUAUUGAUGGAGUUAUUGUUUACUCCCUUGAUACUCCAUCUCCUUUCUUUUCAGUAAAUAAGACCAAUGGAAAUAUUUAUUUGGCUAGAGCCCUCCCCCUAAUAAAAAGUCAAGUCAGCAAAGAAGACACCAUUGAAAUGAAAAUAAUCGCUCACAGCCCCAAACCAGACUCCAAGUUUACAUCUUGCACUGUUUUUGUGAAUGUGUCAUUUCCCUCAGAAGGAAAACACUCAGCAGUGUCAGGUAGCGACUUGUCAACCAGCCUCAUGGUCUCCUUUUUAGUGUUUCUGUUACUCAUUGUUGUUCUAGUUGUACUGAUUUUAAGAUAUAAACAAAAAGGUGCAGUAAACAACUAUGAAGAAAAGAAAACAUCUGCAUCCUUAGACAUCAGCCUGCAACUGAACAGGGACACGAGCAUGCCCGAGCCCUUCCUGAAAACCAGCGAGUGCAGUAAUGAGGUGGUGCCCAUGGACUCCUUGCCUGAAUGGCUGAGUUUGAUCAGUAUCAUGGAGAAAGACAUUGUGAAUCUGUACAGGCACUCAAACUCCAGUGGCCACUGUUCUGUGGAAGGAGAAACUGCUGAAGAUAAGGAAAUCCAGAGGAUAAAUGAGCAUCCUUGCAGGAAGGACUCUAGCUCCGCUCUGAGUGAUCGGGAAUCCAGGGUGCCAGAUUCCGGCAUCCCAAGGUACUCAGACCAACUGUCCUGCCUGUCUGGAGAAACCGAUGUGGUGGUCCCUGCCGAAAUAGCAGAAGCCAGCCAGACAUUUGAGGAAGGGGAUCGAGAAGAAGGCUAUGGCACAACCUAUGUUCAAAAUAGUGUGUUACCCCAGGCCCUGAAGAAGAGAGAGAUGAAAGAGGGCAUCCUGGCUGAAGUCAGAAAAGAGUCCAUCUUUAUUUCAAGUGAUCAGGAAGCAAGACAUGCAGCUCCUUCCACCCAGAGAACCUCUGAUGAUGAUGUGAGUGGCGACUGUCACUGGGAUUAUGUCCUCAGCUGGGAACCCAGAUUCCUGCCUCUUGCCUCAGUAUUUAGUGAUAUUGCAAAACUAAAGGAUGAACAUUUACAUAUGCCUAGCAUUCCAAAAGAGAAAAAAUCUUUUGUUUUUCCACCACCUUUGAUAACAGCUGUAGCCCAACCUGGGAUUAAAGCAGUGCCUCCAAGAAUGCCAGCCACAACCCCAGGCCAGCUGCUUCAGAAACACCCACACUCCCCCCUCCCCUACCGUGUCAGUUCUCUGUCAGAAGCCAUGACUCCCAGUUUUUCCCCAUCUCUUUCCCUACUGACCACCCAGACCCCUGCUGUGCCUCCACUGUUGGCAGAUGGAGAGUUAUUAGACACACAUCUAAGUGGUACAUGCUAUGAAUUCAACGCAGAAGAUGAAGCUCAGAUAUAAAAUGAUCGUGAUGUCAAGCCCCUGCUCACCACUGGUCACAAAUGAUUGAGCAAAACAUUGUUGAGCAAGCUCCUGGAAAGUAGCUUCAUUUUACCUAUGAGUAAGUGAUAUUAUUUAGUCAGGGUUUUUAGAACCUCCUCACUUUAGUUUCUCAAAUUUCUUCCAGCCAGCCUGAAUGAGAAGUUACCCCCUCUUUUAACCUCUAUGUUUUGCUCUCAGGACUCAAGUUUGUAUAUAGUAAGUAGUGUAUAGUCUAUCAUACCUGGUUUUCUGUAUGAGUAGGUUUCCAAAGGACACAGUGAACUUGGCUGACUGCCAAAAUGUUUUUAUGAAACUAAAUGGGAAUACAGUGCAGUCUCGUCACACUACUGCUGGUUAGGCAGCUGUAGCUAAAGCAAACUCGCGCAGUCUAAGGCGUGAGCAGAGGACAGAAAACAACUGAGAGGAGAAAUUCAGAAGGAUAAACUUAAGUUUUCAACUGCAGUGGUUUUCUAUAGAUUUGAUAUAUUUACAGAUGCAUUUCUCCACUUUUCCUCUAUGCCACACUUAUGGAAGUUAGUGGUAAGUUUAACUUCAUCGUGCCUUUUGGAAAUCUAAUGAGAAAUUAAAAAUGAAAUUUGUCAUAACUCUGUGCAAAAUAAGAAAACAGUUCCUGAUUAAAUGAACCAGAAGUAUCUGUUUUUGACAAUGGACCAGAAUUUGAUAAAAGCAGUCAGUAAGGUUGGCUUCCUCAGGUGUGUUUCCUUGGCCUUCUUUACAAAUAGAAUGAUGAUUUUUAUUUUCAAUGCUCUGUCUUGUAACAUGGUACGGGUACAGACAUUAAACUUUGAAGAUUUUAAUCUACAUUAAAAUUUGUAGAUAUUUCUUCAUUUUAUUUUCUUUUAGAUACAGCAAUUUUGGCAAGAAAUAAUUUAUCCACUCAGUGUCAGUUUUAAAAGUGAGUAUAGAUAAAAUUAUGUUAUUAGCUAAUAAUAAAUUUCAUAGAGUACCUUAGCCAUAUAUUUUUAAUGAAGAUUUUUUAUAUAAAUGUUUCUACUCUAAAAGUUAAGAGUGGAUGUCUGAAGUCCUUCUUCCAUUUGUUCACACAUUUAGCUUUGAUUGUCAUUAGAUGGAGCAGUUUGACAACAUGGUUAAAAUAAUUGUUCAGCACAGCUACUGUUUCAGAAAUAAUAGUGGUGUGUGGUACUCACGCAUAAUGGUAUAUCCUUCUCUCUGAUGAACCUAAGAAUCCAUCAAAGAUUCUUGUCCCUUCCAGGAAAGCAGAGGACUUUCCUAUGAUGAUGGUCCAGCAGCUGCCCAUGGUUGGCAACAUGGCCAGGCUUGCAAAUAAGAGUUUAGGGUAUUAAUGGCAAUCUAGAGGGCAUCUGAUAUGGUUUUCUUAGUAGUUGAUGUGGGCUUCUGCUAUAGAAAUAUUUCCUUUAUUUUUCUCACUAGGCCUCAUCUGUAAAAUUAUGUGAGAUAGCUAAUUUUUCUUUACUGAGAAACAUCACAGGAUGCCGUGCUUAAUGGCUAGUUUUGUUGAUAAAUAAUUCUAAGACUUCCUUUGCUGAUUUCAUCAUUUACAUAUCUUUGCUAACUUCUAAAUUGAGAACAAGUGUAAAAAACCACAUCAGAAAUUGUAUGAAACAUGAAAGGUCUUGGACAAGCCUGGAAUCCUAGGGAAAGUCAUUUAGGCAUGAAACACUUAAAUAUUAAAGAAUGAAUGCAUGUCUCUCCUUUUUCUUCAUGGCAUUGGGGAAGAAAAUUUCAUGGUUUUUCUAAAAAAAAAAUAACCAUUUAAUCAUUUCAGUGUUCCAGUAUUUAUUCUCUCUUUGACUUCCUUCAAAAGAUUACUUUGAGCAUAUGAAGAAAUUCUACACUGAUUUUUUUCUAGUUAUAUAUGGAAGUUGUGUUUUGCAACAGGCUAGUUUCUAGGAACCGAGAACAUUUUGGUGUUUUUAAUUAAGCAGGUUCUUUAUUUCCUUAUGCUUAAAAAGAGUUAUCCAUCUAACUCUUCCCUAAGUUAUUUGCUUAUGAUUUAGUACUCAUUCUGGACAUGAUUCUGCAUUUUUUCUGGACAUUUAAUAAAAAAAGAAGACAUGAAGUAUUUAGCACUAUUCCUUACCAACAUCUCGUGUAUUUUCAAUUGAUGACUUUAUUUAUACAAUAUCCAGGGCCCCACCAUCACCAAACAACUGCUGCAAGUACGGUUGAGAUUAAAAAUGUGAGCAUUCUGGUUGUUUGCAAUAAAUCAUAUGUCAGCCCUUUCAACUAGAGUGCUUUUUCCUAAGUAAACAAUGUAAUUUGUACAGUUUUCCUUCAAGUUUAAUAUUAACUUGCCUCAUAUGUUCUGUGUUAUUUUGCUGAUCUACACACCAGCUUUAGCACUCUGGAGGGGGUGCAGAACUUGUUAGUGGAAAAUCAUAUUAAGCCCCAAAUUCAUAAGCUAUAAAAUAAAAGACAGUUGUCUCUUGCAGAAUUUUGGCUGCCUGAAAUUCUGGACUUUCUUGUUGGCAGCCUUCGAAAUACUGGUGUAAAUCAGUACCAAAUGGAUAUCAAAAUUCCAUGUCCUCGUAGUAAUCAUUGAAUUGGCUUCCAAAAUAGAUUCCUAGACAAAGAAAGGGGAAUAUGCUAUAUCUUUAGGGAUUUGAUCAUUUAACUGUUCUUUAAAAUUACUAAAAUACACUAUCAACUACUGGUAGCCUACGUGUAUAGCACGGGUCUAUAGUGGACGUCCCGUUGAGACAGGAGUGGUGUUGCUCAGUGUUUAGUCUCAAUUUCUGGGCCCUCUUUGCUUUGUUUUCCAGAAGUUAUAGUGAUGAAAAUGCAUUACUGAUUUCAAUUUUUUUUCCAUCCAAACAUAUUUUGUUACUUUUGUUUUGUUUUGUUUUGCCUUGACUUUAAGUAAAAUACCUUAACUUUAAGUGAAAAAAAACAAGACAUAACAAGAGGAUCUCAGAUGAUCCUUUUCAAAGCCAUGGUGUAUAUGGAGUGAACGUGAUCAGUGGAUUCGCACAUGAUAUUGUGGACAGGCACCUUGGGUUUAUUUGCACAGUGUGUUUUCGUUGAGCUCAAAAGUGUGGAGCCGUCUGUUGGAUGGUAACUGAGGGGAGUUAGUGUGGGAAAUCAUUCUAACCCGAGAGGGUUACUUGGAUCAGUGAAGUUGUAGAAAUUUUGCUGCUGGUCAAAACUGGACAUUCCAGUGUGAGUCCCUGAAGGCAGCUUUUGCCCGUUGUAGAGAUGGAGGGAGAGAAGAAGGGAAGGAGAGAAAGGAUGAAGGACAGAAGAGGAGAUAAAGGAUUAGAUCGAAAAGGAAUAAUUUAGGGUACAUAUAGAGAAACACAACAAAGCAACAGAAUAAGAACUUGUAAAAAAUAAUUUUUUAGUGUGAAGAUUUUGCUGCAUCAUUUACUCUUCAUAGAUUCAGCCUGUUGAGGAGUCUCUUUUCUCUUUUUUGAGAAAUCCCUUUUCCUCUUCCUUUCUGCUCCUUUCAAGUGUAUCCAUUUCCAACUUUUCAAGUUGGAACAUUUGGGUGUAUCAAGUGGUGAACCCAAAGCUAAGUGACAAUAAAUGAAAAUACAUUUGACCAUGAAAACUUGAAUUUGUGGUAUUUUUAGUUUUGCUGAUUUAUAGAAUAAAACAUUUCAAAUGGUUACCUUACCUUAUUUCCCACUCUACAUAACUUUGGCAUUGAGAGUACCAAAAUUUUAAGUAGGUGAUUUUACAUAUAUACCAGGUAAUGGAGGUUCAGAAGGCUGUUGGGACAGAAUAUGGGAUUUUAGUGCCUAGGUUUUUUAUCCCAAUGGCUCAUCCUUUUUAAAAAUGAGCACUUGCUUGAUACUUGUGAUUUUAUAUUAAAAUAUCAGAUUGUAUAUAACAUUAAACCACAAUAUAACAUACAGGCAUGGUCAAUAAUUUGUUCUCAAAUAUUGUCAAUUUUAUUUGAAUUUUGGUGAUAAAUUAUUUUGAUUUACUAGAUCAAAGAAGUUUGUCUAUUAGAAAUAAAAUUAUGGCAACCUUAGAAGGACCCAGCCCAAAGUAGCUGGGGUAUCAAACUAUAGCUUUCUCUUAUAAACUUGGCACUUGGCUAUUUAACGACAGUUUAGCACUUCCUACUGUUUUUCUGUCUACAUGAUUUUCCUCAUUUCACCCAAAAUAUUUGCUAAACCAAAACUGUGAAGUGAGUAAUAGAGAUGGAAAAAGCAUACCAAAUAAAUAGCAGAUGCACAAGUGCAUCUCCUGAAUGAGGAAGCAUUAUUUUGGUUAGAAAACUAAAUACAUGGAUUUCAUUGUUAGAUAGUAAACCCUCAGGGCAAAUGCCUGGUCUCCACUUGCAUUAUGAAAUACAGAUGUUUCUUAGAAUGAAUGAAUACAUAUGUAAAUGGGCACAGAAGUUGCUGUAAUGUAGGAGUGUGAUGCAUAGGUAUUGAACCCAUUAGGUGUGAAUUUUAGCAUAGUUCUGUGUUUUAGCCAAUCACAGGGCAGAGAGAAAAUAAGUACAAAGAUCCCAUCAAAAUAUUAUUGAAUAUCUUAAAGUCAAGUAACUAGAAAUUCCUUUUGCAAUCUGGUUUGUUUUCUCUUUCCCGCUUCCUCACUGUGUACAUACAUUUCUUUUGAGUUUUAGACAUAAUAGAAACAAGAUAUAAAUGACAUUUAAAAGCAUAUUGUUUGAAACAGUGACAUUACAUGACCAAGCACAUUGGUUUAAUUUAAUUUCAGAUCCUGUAAUAGUUAUAACUGCCCUAUGGCUAGCAGGAUAAAGUUCUAUCAGUAUGAGAAGAGAAUAGACUCAGUAGACAUGCCUAAAAUGUUUACACCAAAACUCAUUAAAAUUUAAAGUAAAAAGAAUAUGAGGAAUUUGUGAAGGAUAUUGUAUAUGUGCAUAUGCUGAGUAUUUGUUAAAGUGAUAUUUUAAACAAGUACAGAUUUUUUAAUAAAUGCAUACUGGGAAAUUCAGUGGUGGUGGUAAAUAUGAGGUUAUUUCUUCUCAUGCCAUAAACAAAAGUGAAUUCUAGCUGGGUUAAUGAGUAAAAGUUAAAAUGAAACCAUAAGAACUGGAAGAAAAGCAUGGAAUAAAGGUCAGUAAGAACUUUUUAAAUAUAAAAGUAAAGGUAGAGUGAUACAUUUGACCUUAUGACAAUACAAUGUACUGUAACAACUUGCAAGAAAUGAUAAUUGGGAAAUACUUCACAGAUUUGAUCAAUAGAUAUUUAUUUAGUAUGCAUUGUGAACAAGGCUUGGAUCUGGGCUCUGGAGAUUCAGGAGUGAAUAGAAUCGAUUGAAGAACAGAGCAUUUACAGCACUUACAUUUUAUUAAGGGAGAUAGCAAUAAAAAUAUGCUCUCAAGUAAUGGUAAGAAACUUAAGACAAAUAUAAAGAAAAACAAUAUCGACAAGGUUGUGGGAGAAUACGGCAGUCCUAUUUUGAUUAAAUAUUCAGGGAGGUGUCUUUGAAACGAUGCUGAAUGAAAUGAAUGAACCAUGAAAAAAUCUGAGGGGAAAGGGUUGAAAGUAUGUGUGUCAGUAACUACAGAGGUCCUGAGGUAAGAGCCACUUGGAGUGUUUGAGAAACUAUAAAGCCAGCGUGGCUUGCUGGGAGAAGAAGAAUUAUAGGAAAUAAGAUCACAGAGGUAACUAGGGUUCAGAUUCCAUAGGGCUUUGUAGGCUAUGGUAAAAAGUUUCAGUUUUUGUUCCAGGUGUUAUGGGAAGUCAUUGGUGGGAUUUGCCCAGAGAUCAUUUGCCCAGAGAUAUAAACCUAUCUGAUUUAUAUGUUUAAAGAGUAAUCGGCUACCUUGUGGGAAAUAGACAAUGGUAAAAGGGGAAGUCAGUGCAGUAAAAGUGCUCCAGUUAAUUGGAUAUUUCAGUACUCUCAGCUGGUAAUGACUGUAGCUCAGCCAGAGUGUUAUAGGUGGAGUUGAACAGAGUGAAGAUAUAUAUAUAUUAGAGUUAGUGUAGCUAGUUCUUGAUAAUGAAUUGGAGGUGGGGUGUGGAGAAAGUUAGACAGUAAUCUAGGGUUUAAGAGAUAGUUUGGGCUAUAGAAAAAUUUGAAGUCAUCAGAUUAUGAAUAGUAUUAAAAACCAUGGGAUUGGAUGGUAUCAUUUGAGGAGUAAAUGUAAACAGAGAAAAGAUCCAGAACUGACACCUGGGACACUGACCAAGAGGUCAAAAAGGGUAAGAAGAGCCAGCAAAUAAUUUUGAGAAAAAAAAGAAAAAAACUAAUGAGGUAGGAUAGGAAAGCAGGAUAGUCUGGUAGCCCAAAAGCCAAGUAGAGAAAGUGGGUUAGAUUCUAGUUGGGGCAAGAUAACACCAGUGUUUUUAAAUCUUCCCAAAUCACCUUGCAAAACAGAACACCUAAAGGCAGUGAAAGUAAAAAUUCAUAGACAUCUUCAACAAUGAAAUCAUUCCUACAAAUUCUAGAAUAUGAGUAGCAAGCAAAAAGCACAAACUAUUGGCAGUAACAAAAAGUAGAAGGGUAGAAUUUGGAAUUUUCUUUGAGCCAGAAAACAAGGAAUUGCCAAUAAUUAUUGACCAGCUGAAGGAAAUAUCUAUACUUGGAGGGAAAACAUAGCAGACUGCUCUGAGAAUAACUGUCAAACUGGGGAAGGCUACAGAGCACCCACUUUGUAGAUGAGUGUAGACAGACUGCAGUGAAAUUAGAUUAUGCCGGUUCAUCCAAGGCCCCAGAGCUUCUAGAAAUACACAAGCAAAAUUGCCUUCUAGAAGAACAGAAAUCCACACUACAUAAAGCCCACUGAAAGUAGAAUUCAAAUUUAUAUGACUAGUAAAGGGGAAGAAGUCCUAUAUACAAAGGGGGAAAGGGGAAAGCAGAAGAUAGAAAGAAGUCCUAUUUAUAAAUACUUUGCAGAAACAAGAGAAGAGGGAGCUCUAGAGCCAUGAAUUAGGAAAGCUAUUCAGAUCUGUGACCACCCCAUAUGGUAACUUCCCAAAAUAUAGUAAAACCCACCUAAUAUUACAUGAGCAACGUAAAAUAAUCACAAUAUAAAAGAUAAUCAAAAGGACUGACUGUCUGAAUGAUGUGCCAAUAUAGUGAAGGCACACUGAAAAUAUAUAAAAUGGUAAAAGAAAUUGUGACUUAAUAUUUCAAAACUAGCUAAAGGAAACUAAGAAAACAAUAAAAACUGCAAAGGUUGCAUAACCAAUCAGCAAAGUUCAGAGAUGAAAAAAACCAAGAGGUAGAUAUUAAAAGAAAGACAGAUCUCAAUGGAAAACUAUUAAUAAAAAAGUCAAAAGACCAAACUAGAAGGAAUAAAAAGUUACUAAGGCAUCAAUGAGACUAUAGCAAGAGAAAUAGAAAAUGGACAAUGUAAGAUGAAAAAAAAUCUAAUAGAAUUGAAAAAAUUAAAAAAAAGAAUUUUAGGGAUGAUAGGUUUACCAGACUAGAAAAAAAUGAUACAAGGCAUGUAUAAAUGUACCUCUUAAAGAAGAAAACCAAAGAAGUGAAUCAGAACAAAUAUAAAAAACAUAAAACAAUUUGAAUCUACAUAUUGGAAAGGUAUACUAUGUACAAAUCAACCCAGAGAAGUUAAUACCAAUAUACAUUUUUUUAAAUCUAUUGAGUUUAAAGAAAAAGAAUAUAUCCUUUGAGUUUCCAGAUAAAAAAAAAAAGUUACUUACAAGGUAAAGAAUGUAAGAUUGGUUUACCCUUCAACACCAGUAUUUUAAGCCAAAAACCAUAGAUAAUAUAUUUAAGAUACCUGAAGAUAGUAUAAGCCAAAACUUUAUAUCUAGCUAACCUAACCUUUCAAUCUAUUUGUUACUAAGUAAAUUUACAGAUUUAACCUGAUCCCAAUGCAGUAUUAUAUUUUUAUGGAGUUAAGUUUAUUAUACAGUUUAUUUGAAAGAAUAUACAAGAAAGCAAACAAAAAUAACUAGGAAACAGUGGGAUAAUAUGGGCUGUUUUUGUAUGUAUGUCUAUCUGUGUGUGUAUGUGUGUGCAAGCAUGAACACAUGCACUAACUCUACCAGAUAUUAAAUAUAAAACUCUCUAUAAUUAAAAUGUGGUGCUAUUGAUAUAUGACUAGACAGACCAAUAGAACAGAAUAGACAUUCCAGAAUUGAAUCCAAGUGCAUGCAAAGCUUUCCUAUAAUGAAGAAUUCACUUAUUUUAUACCAACUCUCCUGCUGAUAAUAAGUGGAGAGCUGAUUAGGAAUAAGAAGGAGAAGGAGAAAAAGAAACAGUUUUGUGCAUGUAUAUGUCUGAGAAGCAUAGAGAACUACAAAGGCAGUGAUGACCCUGGAGGAAACAGAAGCACAGAGAGAUACUUUAUACACUGUGCAUCUAACCCCCUUGAGGACUGCAUGUCAACUGCAGGGUUAAGAAGCUAAAAAGAGCUACUGACAGUCUCACAGGGAUAAAAAUUAGAGUUAAAGGCUUACCACAGAGGAGAGAAUCUGGUAAAUAGACCAGUCUACAAACUGGAACUCCCAGAAAGCAAACCCCAGGAGUAAGGGUAAACCAGAAAAGACAAGCCUUCACAAAGUCUGUGGCCAAGCUCUGAAUAAAAAUCAAUUACAUCGUUGAAUGUGGUGAUCUUCCCUAUUCUACAUGCUUGCCAAAAAUAAUAUUUAAUUCUUUAUAGGGAAAUCAAUCAUUCAGAACCCUUGCAAUUACUCAUAAAAAUAGCAAGCAUUGAAUCCAAAAUGGGUAGGUGUACUGAGAAAAAGACCACAUGACUAAAGCUAAAAGAAAGAAAAAUGUAAUAGACACAUGGGGGAUCUUUAUAUAUUGGCAUUAUCUUAUGUGGACUUUUAAAUAACUGUUGAAGAAAUUAGAUGCCAUAUGAAGAACUUCAAGAGAGAACUGACCUAUAGAAAACUAUAAACUAUAAAAACUUUUAAACUAUUAAAAAAAUGAAAAGGAAAUUCUAAACUAUAAAAUACAGCUACCACUUCACACCCUCAAGGAUGGCUAUAAUAAAAAAUGCAGAUAGUAGCAAGUGGUGAAUAUAUGGAAAACUGGAAUUCUCAUACAUUGCUCAUGGGAAUAUAAAACAGGACAGACUAUGUAGAAAACAGUCCAGGAGUUCCUCAAAAAGGUAAGGAUACAUAGAGUUACCAUAACUAUCCAAUAAUCCCACAUGUAGGUAUACACUCAAGAGAAAUGAAGUUACAUUCAUACAAAAACUGUUCCCUGAAUAGUCGUAGCAACAUUAUUCAUAAUAGCCAAAGGUAGAAAUAAACCAAAUAUAAAUUAACUGAUAAAUUGAUAAACCAAAUG